UGAUGAGUGAUCAAUUUGAUGAUGAUGAUUUUGUUGAUGGAGAAGAAAUCUAAAAUAAUAAUUCCAGCAAUUAAGAACAAAUUAGCACUGAGCAAUAAAAUCAAUCUAAAAAAGUUGAGGAAAUGGAUGAUGAUGAAGAAGAAUAAAUAAUUAUUACAGAAGAUAAUUAACCAAAUUCAACGGAAAUAGAGCAAACUACCAAAAAUAAUGAAAUUCAAGUACAAUUCCUUGAAUAAGCUUAGAGCCAAGAAUAGCAGAGUUAAAAAAGCAUCGAAAAUUAAUAAAUGAUUGAAUAAUAAUAAGAAACCCAUGUAGAAGAAGAAAUGAAAAAUCCUGAAUUAUAAUAACAAAUGGCAGUAGAUAAUAAUGAUAUUUAAUAAUAAAGUAUACAUAGAGAUGAAAAUGAAUAAUAAAAUGAUGAGGAUUUUGAGGAAGGAGAAGAAAUAUAAAUUGAAAAUUUAGAAGAAAAUGUUAUGAAAAUAUAAGAAUAAAAUAAUUCAAAUGAUGAUAAUUAAAUAGAAUAAGAAUAAUAAGAGUAAGAGUAAGGAUAAUAAGAAUGCUAGUUAUAAUAGUUAUAACAAUAACAAAGUUAAGAAUAACAAUAUGAAUUAUAACAACAAUAUGAAUAAGAAUAAUAACAAUAAUAAUAAUAAUAAUAUUUAAAUCAUAAUAGUGAUACACAAUCAGAAGAAGAAAUUAUAGUAUUAGAUAAAGAGGAUAAACUAGUAGAAGAAGUUCAAUAAAAAAAUGAUGAAGAUGAUUUUGUAAGUGGAGAAGAGGUUGAGAUUUAAAAUGAAAAUUAAGGAAUUUAGUAGACAUAAAAUAAUGAUGAUGAUGAAGAUGAAUUUGAAGAGGGUGAAGUAAUUCAAGAAUAAGAGAAUAAUGCAGUUUAAAUUAAGGAAGUAAAUGAUCAGACUAAUAAUCAGAAUUUGGUAUUUUGCUAUUCAAUAUUUAGAGAAUGUCUUCUGUUAAUAAAUAUUAAAUUGAUAAUUUAUACAAUGAAUUAUGUUAAGGAUUUUAAUGUCCACUUUAAAGGAAUUUUGAAUUUGAUUCAGUGUAUUAAUUUUUGAUUUUGAUAGCCCUGCUCAAUAAUUUAGCUCAAUCGAAACAGCUUUGGAUAAAAACAGUGUGAACUACCUUCUUGAAAGAGAGUAAAAUCAAAUAAUAUAAAAGAUUACAGCAUGUCCAAGGCUAGAAAGAGUUCAAUGGCAUGACAACCCCAUCUAAAAUAAACAUUAAUGAAGUAGGUGUGUCAUAGGAAUUAAAGAAUGCCUUCCUUGAUUAAAUUAAGCUCUACACAUUAAUAUGGACCAAGUAUUAGCCAUACAUUUAGUAUUUAAAAUGUCAAUGAUUAGAAUGUCUGACCAAUAUAACUUUGUGAUUGAAUACCCUAUGUUUGAAUAUGUGGAUGUCGCUUAGGACAAGUCUCCAGUUCCUAGAGGUGGAACUUCUCAAUUUUAAUUAAAUGAUGUAGGAAGACCAGGAUUAUAAGAGAUAUUAGAUCUGAUUCCUGAUUAUUCUAAGCUUUUAGAGCAGACUUUCUCAAAUGAAACAUGA
This is a messenger RNA of Paramecium octaurelia, 1557 nucleotides long. NCBI's taxonomy places the organism in Eukaryota, Ciliophora, Oligohymenophorea, Peniculida, Parameciidae. The record is from the annotation of a GenBank genome assembly.